CUUUCCCAAGUCACUCUCAGUCCCAAUAAACCCUAACCCCUGGGCAAAACCCUGCAACGCCACUCGCUCUAGAUUCUCUGUGUCUUUCUCUGGUGGUCUAUCUGCGCUUAGCCGAGAAAGGAAGAAAGGAAGAAAGGCAAAGGAUGGGGAGCAACCAAGCGGCGGUCUCGUUCCUGACGAACGUGGCGCGAGCGGCCUUUGGCUUGGGCGUGGCCGCGACGGCGCUGAACUCGUCGCUGUACACGGUCGACGGAGGCCAGAGGGCGGUGAUCUUCGACCGGCUCCGCGGAGUCAUGGAGGAGACAGUCGGCGAGGGGACUCACUUCCUCGUCCCCUGGCUCCAGAAGCCUUACAUUUUUGACAUCAGGACGAGGCCACACAGUUUUUCUUCCAUCUCUGGGACCAAGGAUCUCCAGAUGGUCAAUCUCACUCUCCGAGUUCUCUCUCGGCCGGAGGUCCCUCGUCUGCCAUAUAUCUUCCGGCACCUGGGUCUUGAGUAUGACGAGAAGGUCCUUCCAUCAAUUGGGAAUGAGGUUUUGAAAGCUGUGGUCGCCCAAUUCAAUGCGGAUCAGCUUCUUACCGAGCGACCUCAUGUCUCUGCACUGGUUCGGGAGAGCCUUAUUAAGCGUGCCAAAGAGUUCAACAUCCUCCUUGAUGAUGUGGCCAUAACUCACCUGUCCUAUGGUGCUGAGUUCUCGAGGGCUGUGGAGCAAAAGCAGGUUGCUCAGCAGGAGGCAGAGCGAUCGAAAUUCGUGGUGAUGAAGGCAGACCAGGAGAGGAGAGCUGCAAUUAUCAGGGCAGAAGGAGAAAGUGAGGCUGCGAAGCUAAUUUCUGAGGCAACUGCUGCAGCUGGCAUGGGGCUGAUUGAGCUUAGGAGGAUCGAGGCAUCGAGGGAGAUUGCUGGUACAUUGUCGAGGAACCCUAAUGUUGCUUACUUACCUGGUGGACAGCAGGCACUGUUGGCACUUAACCCAGCCAUGCUUGGUGGGCGUUGAACAGGGACUUGUGAUAUAGAUUGAUGGCAUGAGUUCGGGUUGCAUAUUUCCGAAGGUAACUUCACAGGGAGUUUUAAGCUUUUGUUUUUCCCCCUUUUUUCCAUGUUUUGGACAGUAAGGGGAAUGAAAUCUCAAGUGGCGACAGAAAUUUGGAACGUUAUCCGGGGAUGUUCUCAAAUUCUGAAUUGAUCAUUUCUCAAGUGCUUAAACACUCGUGUCGAUGCUAUUCCCGUUUCGGUUCUCAGUGUC
Rhodamnia argentea is the source of this 1244-nucleotide messenger RNA. Its product is annotated as prohibitin-3, mitochondrial. The record is from RefSeq and is a predicted model, not a curated record. The transcript has 3 exons. Lineage: Eukaryota; Viridiplantae; Streptophyta; Magnoliopsida; Myrtales; Myrtaceae. Bases 144 to 995 code for a protein of 283 amino acids. Gene Ontology annotation, biological process: mitochondrion organization. Gene Ontology annotation, cellular component: mitochondrion; membrane.